AUGGGAACAAGGCCCGACAUCGCACACUCUCUGUCUGUGCUAGGACAGUUUGCAGCAAACCCCGGCAGGGCGCACUGGGCAGCGCUGAAGAGGGUUUGUCGCUACUUGAAAGGAUCUCCCCUUAUGCUCCAAUAUGGAAAUGUCUCAGUUCACCCAGACAUCAGCAACCGUUUCGGACAUAAGGAGGACAUUGGCCGCCCACUAGUUGUUGGGUACACCGAUGCAGACUUUGCUAAUGAACCAGACUGCAAGUCGUUUUCAGCUUACGCCUUCCUGAUGGCAGGGGCCGCUGUAUCCUGGGCAUGUCGCAAACAGACUACAACAGUUCUAUCGACAACAGAGGCUGAAUGUGUCGCCGCUGCACUAGCAUGCCGUGAAGCGCUUUGGAUACGACACCUUCUUUCUCAAUUCCAGACACCGCCGUCCCUCCCUCUACUGGCCGACAAUCAAGGCACCAUCAAGUUGGCUCACAACGCCGAAUUCCAUGCUCGCACCAAACAUAUCAACAUCAAGCACCACUUCAUCCGGGAGUGUAUCAAGGAGAAGUUGAUCAUCCUCGCGUACGUGCGCACCGAGGACAUGGCGGCCGACUGCCUUAGCAAGUCUCUCAAGCCCAGCACCGCCCAGUUGCGCGCCGUCGCCCAACUAGGCCUUACUAAGCAAGUUUAG
Ceraceosorus bombacis is the source of this 669-nucleotide messenger RNA. The record is from the annotation of a GenBank genome assembly. NCBI's taxonomy places the organism in Eukaryota, Fungi, Basidiomycota, Exobasidiomycetes, Ceraceosorales, Ceraceosoraceae.